GAUUUGGAAUGACCACGCCUCAAACUAUAGGAGGGAAGAUAUUAGUGGUCUUUUAUGGAUUUCUUGGUUGUUCUGGAGCAUUUCUCUUCUUCAAUCUGUUUCUGGAAAGAAUCAUCACCUUCCUCGCUUACGUCCUCAGAUAUUUCCAUGAGAUGGAUUUGCGACGUAAAGGAGUAAUCGGUGGAGAUAGGAGAGACUCACAAGCUUCUUACGAUGACACUUUAGAUCAAUGGAAGCCUUCCGUAUACUGGGUAAUGCUGUACCUUUUCUUGGCUUGUGUGGUUUUGGCCAUCUGUGCUUCUGCGCUUUACUCACCCGUAGAAAAGUGGACUUAUUUUGAAAGUCUUUACUUUUGUUUCGUGGCUUUCGCUACUAUUGGAUUCGGGGACUACGUCUCAAGUCAGCAGCCAUAUUAUGAUAACGUGGAAUGGUAUCGGCUGGGAAAUUUUAUCGUCAUAGUGUGUGGGUCUUGCUUUAUGUACAGCCUCUUCAACGUCACUACCAUCGUCAUCAAGCAGUUUCUCAACUGGCUUAUUCAAAAACUGGACUGUCGCUGCACGUACCUAAAGAAAACUAAAAUCCAAAUUAGGCCACCAAUCCCGCGAGGCCGCAGAAACGCUAUCACCCCAGAACACCUUAAACAUGCUAACAGAACAGCUCCCCCUAAAACAGUGGCAGACAUUAGUGAACCAGAUUCCACAUACGACAGUGAAGGCGAGCGACGGAACUCCAACGAGAUGAUCUCUAUGCAGGAUUUCCUCAAGUCCAACAAAGUUUCACUGGCUGUGAUGCAGAAAGAACUACACGAAUCAGCUCUUCGUGGCCGUGCCAUCAUUCUUCCAUCUAGACCACCAGUGGAAGAGUUCAAACCCGGAAGUGUUGGGCCACUGGCUAUUGCAUGCAAGAAACUUGGGGAGGACAUAGCAUAAGCAUACAACCAGUUGCAGCCGAAUCCUAGAAAAACAUGACAUCAAUUUUUUCAACCACGGAACAUGAUGUGACAGUGCUUGAGGGUUGUCAAUACCUCGAAGAAAUCAAGGCUUAUGUACACAGUGUCUGUCCUGGUGAGAAACGUGACUUUGGCCUGAAAUCGUAGUUGUGAUUGAAAGAGAACUAGGAAAGUUCAAGAAUUCAUUUAUAAAUUGGACAUUUAUCAAUUCUGGGUAGAAACACGGAAACAUCUGAAGUGGCAAUAUAACAAUGUCCCAUUAUUGGCUAUAAUCUUCGAGACACUGAAGUUAUGACCUGGCCAUUAUUCUAUUUAUUGUUUAAUAUUAAAAACAGAAACAUAUGCACAAAACGAAGUUAUUAGCUUACUGUAGCUUGGUUUGAAAAUUAUAUUUCAAGAAGUUUAGAAAAUAACCACACGAAUAAUCUUUUCAUGGCUAACAUCACAAAAUUUGGAAGGAGUUCCUCAACAUGACAGCUGUUCCGACAUUAUAAAAUAAUUGAAGAAUAAUUGAAGAGUAUUCUUCAGUAUAAUCUCUAUAUAUGCGGAUCUUCUCUGUAUACUGAUAAUCAGAGGAAUGUUUUCGGUAAACUUCUCGUCUUUUCUUACUACACACAGAGGGCGUCACUCUCUAAAGAAAAUUAAGGUACUCACGUGUGAUAUUAAUGAUGAAAACAGUAUUUAUUGUCCUUGUCAAUCAAAGGAAACUCGUGACAAUAUAUUAUUGUAGAUACAAUCCUAAUUUGUUUCUACAACAAUAUACUGUCACGAGUUUCCUUUGAUUUUAUAAACUUCAUCCCUACUAAAUAUUAUGUGUAUUCCGAGUCUUGAAAGAUGGUUUGAAUUCGUUUCUUCUCAUAUCUCGUUAUAUAGAGUAUUGAAGAUAUACUACGACAUUGUUCUCGUCUGAAGUAAGAGAUAGUUAAGUUUCACAUAUCCACCACACGUGGUUCUCCACUUUCAUUAAACGUUAUUUCUAGUGUGGCAUCAUUCUUCACGUUUAUGUCAUUUUUUACUGAAACGAAAACACUUCAGAACACAAAGCCAUGAAGUGCCAAAGUUGUUAACUAACAUUUCUUCUCGGUGGCUGGAAGUAACAAAGCGCGCCUUGUGGCGUGUUCAGGUGCUUUGAAAGUCAUAAUAUAAAAUAGGAAGGAACAAAAACUACUCUUGACGAGUGUACUCCAAUAAACAUCCAGUGUGUUUCAACAUUUUCAGAAUUCCUUUAACCGACUUACUAACUUAUCUAAAAUUAUCGAAUUACUUCCCAAGCGCUUGCGGUUUUUUGUUGUUUUAUUUUCAAGCCUAUAAAAAUUUAUAUGUGUAUUGUUAUAACGUGUUCCAUCGUUUGGCGAUCUCUUUUUGUUAUUUAGUAAAAAUUCUGUCUACGUGACGAAUUAAUUUAUUUCUUCACUAAUUUUAAUGGGCCUACAAAAACACGCUGACCUGACUAACUAACUGGAUCACAGACUCACUAACUGACAUUGGUCUAAGUAACUAACACACUCAGCCUGGCAUUUUUAUAUUGUAUUAGUUUGCUAUGUUCUACAGGAAGCUUCGAGAUUCUAAAGAGGCCUAAACUUUCAUAAAAUUUCUAGACUUCACUAAUCACUACUCAUGUAAAAAAUAAACAAACUCCUUCUAGUGGACAAAAACAUUAAAAUAAAGAUAUAUCUCACAACAAUAGUUUUCCCUCUCCUGUUAAUGAUAAUAAUGUUAUUAUUUGUAAUAAACACCAAUCGCCGUUUACAAUCGUUCAGUUUUAUGGGUUUUGACGAACACUGCUAUUAUAUUUAAUUUACCUUAAGAAUAGCAGAAAACAGUGAAUUAAUAAUUACAGAUUACUCAAAAAUAUUAAACGAUAAAGAUUAAUGAAGAUAAUAAUAUGAAUAGUAAAGCAGUCAGUUAAGCUGAAUGGUUGAAUACUGACCAGUCAGAGCUUACGAAAUGUGAUCGUUCAAACUGUAUAGUGUAACACAAAACAUUUCAUACGAAACACUUCAU
Molecule: messenger RNA, 2953 nt
Organism: Limulus polyphemus (Atlantic horseshoe crab)
Lineage: Eukaryota; Metazoa; Arthropoda; Merostomata; Xiphosura; Limulidae
Product: potassium channel subfamily K member 12-like
Exons: 1
Biological process (GO): potassium ion transmembrane transport; stabilization of membrane potential
Cellular component (GO): membrane
Molecular function (GO): potassium ion leak channel activity
Source: RefSeq, a predicted model, not a curated record